This is a messenger RNA of Ostrea edulis (European flat oyster), 4192 nucleotides long. RefSeq names its product homeobox protein Mohawk-like. The record is from RefSeq and is a predicted model, not a curated record. The transcript is spliced from 3 exons. NCBI's taxonomy places the organism in Eukaryota, Metazoa, Mollusca, Bivalvia, Ostreida, Ostreidae. Gene Ontology annotation, molecular function: DNA-binding transcription factor activity, RNA polymerase II-specific; RNA polymerase II cis-regulatory region sequence-specific DNA binding. The coding region runs from base 439 to 1422 and encodes 327 amino acids. Gene Ontology annotation, biological process: regulation of transcription by RNA polymerase II; cell development; muscle organ development. Gene Ontology annotation, cellular component: nucleus.
AGACUAGGACACACGCAUGUCAGUUGUGUGUAUUCAAUAAAAUCGCUCAGGCAUGUUGAGCCAAUUGAAACGUUUCUUGCAACGCCAACAACAUCUAUCCGGCAAAUUUUUCUUUGUUCCUUCCCGAACAGAUUUAGUACUGCCUUUUUGAUUAGUCGAAAUGUUCGCAUAUCUAAUUAUCAUAUCACUUACGGAACACAUGCACCGAAUGCAAACUAAGCAGAUUGAUAUAAACACACAUAUAGUAAUCCGCUGAAUAUUUGAUGUAAAGGACUUGAACAUGUAAACAUUCAAAAUUUGUGUUGUAUUACACGUGUGUCGGAGGUCCACUGCACCGCUUCCGAGCGAUCGGCUUAAAUGGAAAUUUAGAGGGACAUAUAUGAUGUGUUUAUUUUUCUGUUUAAACUGAUUUUGGUCAUUCGUUUUCUUCUGUACAAUAUGGAUAAUAUGAAUAAGACGGGUUCUGAUACGGGUACUGAGGAGAGAACCAUCAAGAGGAUCCUCAGAGAGCGUUCGUCAAGACGUCCCCUUCAGUUAAAACUAAGACAAAAAAGACAGACGAUGCAAAACAUGACGAGACCCUUAAAACAAUGGCUUUGCAAAAACCGAGACAACCCAUACCCCUCAAAAUUGGAGAAAGAGAUCCUCGCCCGCGAAUCUCAGAUGACCAACACUCAAGUCUCCAACUGGUUCGCCAACGCGAGGAGGAGACUGAAGAAUGCCGUGAAAGGGGACAACAUCCCGUGGUCCACGCGAGUCAAAUUGUAUAACAACAGCGUGCCUGGCAACGCCGAGCUGCUCAGCAUCAGCUCAGACGAUAGCAGCUUGUUUGAUUCGGAUGAUAAUGACGAUUCAUUAACGAACACAGACGAACUGAAUCCCGCUCCUGAUCAACGAGUUGGAUUCAAUCCGGUAACAGACGAUCCACCGCCUAAUGAUGAUGUUGUUGUUCCCUCUAGAUCUCAGACUCCUACCAGCGGAUUUUUUCCACCGGGCUUGGAAUCUGAUUUCCACAAGCCUUUCAGAGAAUGCAUGUAUGGGCCUCAAAGUAAAUUUAAACAGACAAUUUUACAGCGUUACUUGAGUGACACAUGCAACCAGGCUUCUGCCACUCAUGUUGACAUGGAAAUGUCAGCAUUCAACAAAACUCGAUCUCGGAAACCAUCAGGGUCUAUAGGAUCACGUGACUACGAAGAAAUGUCGACGGCUUCUGGAUUCUCUUCUGCUGCUGAAAGUCAGUUCUACUACCCGAUGGAUGGUAAGAUGGAAACAUUAACGAAAGGGGUGUCAUAUCUGGGACUUUUAACUCACCUAAGCUCACCCGUCCGUGCGUUCGUCUUUAAACUUUACACAUUUUCGACGUCUUCUUUAGAAUCACUGGGCCAAUGCCAACCAAACUUGGUGCAGAGCAUCCUUGGGUGAAGGGGAUUCAAAAUUGUGCUAAUGAAGGGUAAUGUCCCCUUUCAAGGGAAGAUAAUUAAGAAAAGGUAAAUAUAGGGUGGGGUCUUUUAAAUAUCUUCCUCUCAAGAACCACUGGGCUAGAAAAGAUGAGAAAUAUAUGGAACCUUCCUGACAUAGUGUAGAUUUUUCAUGUCAUGGUCCCAGGAGAUGGGAUAGGGCCACCACAAGGGAUCAAAGUUUUACUUAUGAAUACAUAGGAAAUAAUUUUUAGCUCACCUGAGCUGAAAGUUCAAGUUAGCUUUUCUGAUCACCCGUUGUUCGUCGUCUGUCUGUAAACUUUUCAUACUUUCGAUUUCUUCUCCUGAACCACUGGGCCAAUUCCAACCAAAAUUGGUACAAAUCAUCCUUGGGUUAAGGGGUUUCAAGUUUGUUCAAAUGAAGGACCAUGUCCUCUUCAGAGGGGAGAUAAUCACAAGAGUGCAAAAAUAGGGUGGGGUCAUUUAAAAAUCUUGCAUGCAAAUUUAUAGGAAAAAUCUUUAAAAGUCGUCUUCUCAAGAACCACUGGGCCAUAAAAGUAGAGAUUUACCUGAAAGCUUCCUGGUACAAAGUAGGUUCACAGAGCUGCUAACCCUCACGAUUUUCACCGUUUGAACCGUUCAAGUUUGUUCAGAUCAUGGCCCCGGAGGUAGGGUGGGGCUACAAUAGGGCAUGCUGAUAUAUAGGAAAUUCAUCUUCUCCAGAACUAAUGGGUCUAUUUCAACCAAACUUGGUACAAAUCAUCCUUUGGUGAAGGGGAUUCAAGGUUGUAUAAAUGAAGGGCCAUACCCCCUUCAAAGGGGAGAUAAUCGCAAAAAUAGGGAGGGUGGCUUAAGAAUCUUCUUUUCAAUAACCACUGGGCCGGAAAAGCUUCCUGGCAUAGUGCAGAUUCAAGUUUGUAAAAAUCAAGUUUUACAUGCGAAUGUGUAGGGAAAAUCUUUAAAUAUGGGCCAAAAUGACUCAGGUGAGUGAUGUAGCCUAUAUUCCUCUUGUUUAAAAAUCAUCUUUUCAAGCACAGCAUGUAUUAAUAUGGAAACAUCAGCAGGUAGUGCGGAUUCAAGUUUCAUAAAAUCGUGGCUCCAUGGGGUAGGAUAGGACCACGAAAAGGGAAUCAAAGUUUUGCAAGGGAAUAUAUGGGGAAAUAUCUUUAAAAAUCUUCUCCUGAAGAACAAGAAGACCAUAAUUAGUCAUAUUGAUAUGCAGGGUAGGUUCAAUUCUAUUCAAAUCAUGGCCUCGGGGAGCAGGAUGGAGCCUCAAUAGGGAUCAAAGUUUAAUAUGGUUUUAUAUGGGGAAAAUCUUCUCAAGAACAACAGGGCCAUGAUUAGUUAUAUUCAUAUGCAAACAUCCUCAGGUAGAGCAGAGUCCAGUUUAUUCAAAUCUUGACCCUGGAAGAUAGGAUGGGGCCAUAAUAGGGAAUCAAAUUUUUACAUGGCAAUGAAUGGAACAUUAUUUUUCAAAAUCUUCUCAAGAAGAAUGAUAGGACCAUAAGUCAUAUUAACAAGCCAGCAUUCUCAGGUAAUGCCGAUUCAAGUUUUGUUUUCAAAUCAAUACCCGGGGUAGCUUUAGGCCUCAGUAGAGGAUCAAAGUUUCACAUGGGAAUGCAUGGGGAGAAAAUUUGAAAAUCUUCUUAUCAAGAACAGGGCCAUCUCUGCAACCCCCCACCCCCACCCCCAAGGCUUUGCCCUGGACUCACUAGGUCCCCAGACAUCCAGCAGUUUAUAUACAAUCAUCCACAGGCAGUGUGGAUUCAAGUUUGGUUUGAUGAUAGACCCGGGAUGUAGGAUGGGUUCACAUUACGAAAUAAAAAAAUUGUAUGAAAUACUUAUUUUUAAAAACUCUCUAAAAUUAAAAUUUUCUUUUCAAGAAUCACUGGCUGUUAUCAGUUGUAUUAAUUUCCAAGUAUUUUAAUGUAAUGCAAUUUCAUAUUUGAUCAGAUAUUGGCCCUAUGCGCCUAGGGUGGGGGCUAAAACAUAGAUUCAAAGUUUUACAUGAGAAUAUGUAGGAAAUUAAAUUUGGAAGAAUUCUUUACAAGAGUAGCAGCAGGGACACACUAAAUCAUAUUAAUAUGCUAGCAUUCCCAAGUUGUGUGGAUUCAAGUUUUUUAUCGCUAUCCUGCCUGCCCGUCCAUCUGAGCUCAUAUCUCCUAAACCUUUCAUCAGAAAUUGAUAAUAAUUGAUCACAAAUAUUCCUUGGGACAAGGACUUAAAGGGUAAAAGUUCUGUGGGAAUUAGAGAGUAAACAAUCUAAAUGUUCUGAAGAAUAGCAGGACCAAAAUGAUUCAGGUGAGCGUUGUGGCCCAUGGGCCAAUUGUUUCAUAAAUAUUGACCUCAACAUCAAAGGUUGCCCAUUUAGUUCCACUUGAAAUCUGAAAAUGACCCCAUACAUGUAUCAAUAUGCACCUGUUAGGUUUCUUAAGUGAAAGAUGACUUUUUGAAGGACUUUUGGAAGGUUAUCUCUUCAGAUAACGUGUAAUGAACUUUAUACAAGCAUGGGUCAGUAACAAAGAUCAUCAAGUGAGAAAUAUCGGAUCCUUAUCAAUACCAGCUUUUGUUUAUUUCUCUGAGGUAACUGCUGGUAGUGUAUUCAAGUUCAAUGAAAUGUAAGCUCCAGCACCACCGAUUUACACACUAAAGGUGUAGAAAACAAUCAAGACAUCGCGUAUGGAAACGAAAUAUCUCUUUUUUGUAUAACAUAUGCAGAGUUUGGCAGGUGUUCCCACGAUUAAUGCGUGAAUCAUGGAAGUAGAUGUAAUAGU